AUGAAGUUAUUCAUUGUCAUCUUGGCUAUUCUUAGCUGCAUGUGCAUGUGCAAUGCUCUUUUGGAACCUAUUGCAGUGUUUAUUAAAACUCUAGCUGGAGGAGAGCAAAAACCUGAAGAUGGUGAGCCUCGUGUAAUUCCUCGUUCUGGUGAUUCGCCUGACAAUGGUGAACCGGAGCCUCGUGUUGCUCGUUCUGCUGAUUCUCCUGACAAUGGUGAAACGGAGCCUCGUCCUGCGCCUCGUCCUGUUCCUCGUUCUGAUGAUUCGCCUGACAAUGGUGAAACGGAGCCUCGUCCUGCGCCUCGUCCUGUUCCUCGUUCUGAUGAUUCGCCUGACGAUGGUGAACCGGAGCCUCGUCCUGUGCCUCGCCCUGCGCCUCGCCCUGUGCCUCGUCCUUUUCCUCGUUCUGAUGAUUCGCCUGAUGAUGGUGAACCAGAGCCUCGUCCUGUGCCUCGCCCUGCGCCUCGCCCUGUGCCUCGUCCUUUUCCUCGUUCUGAUGAUUCGCCUGACGAUGGUGAACCGGAGCCUCGUCCUGUGCCUCGCCCUGCGCCUCGCCCUGUGCCUCGCCCUGUGCCUCGCCCUUUUCCUCGUUCUGAGGAAUAA
Molecule: messenger RNA, 603 nt
Organism: Teleopsis dalmanni
Lineage: Eukaryota; Metazoa; Arthropoda; Insecta; Diptera; Diopsidae
Product: protein TsetseEP-like
Exons: 1
Coding region: 1-603 (200 amino acids)
Source: RefSeq, a predicted model, not a curated record